This is a messenger RNA of Labrus bergylta (ballan wrasse), 1537 nucleotides long. Its product is annotated as proline rich transmembrane protein 1B. Lineage: Eukaryota; Metazoa; Chordata; Actinopteri; Labriformes; Labridae. The record is from RefSeq and is a predicted model, not a curated record. Gene Ontology annotation, cellular component: membrane.
ACUCCUCUGAAGUGGAUGAAAGUUAUUCACGACGUCACACCAGGAGUGCGCUCAUCGGCAACACUUGAGGAUUAUAAAGGUGCUUUAUAAAAAAAAAAAAGUAAGAUUUUUUUUCCUCUGGAAGUAACUUUCACGUUGCAUGAUGGACCCUGACAAGUCUGCGAGCGCCCCUCCAACGAACUGGACUGGUGAGAAGUCCUCCAUGGGUCAGGCUGCCCCUCCGCCAUACCAGGACAAUCCACACCCAUGGCACCCGCAGCAACCUGGCCAGGGAUACCCGCCCCAGCCUCAGGGUUAUGCAGCCCCGCCCCAGCAGUAUGGAGGCCCAGGAUAUGGACCACAGCCUUUCCCUGUGGGUCAGCCGUACCCAGGCCAGCCGGCCAGCAUCAUUGUCCAGCCCACGCAGUAUGUGACCCCGAUCCCGCUGCAGCACCCUGUCAAUGACUACCUGUGCUACUCCGUCUUCACUAUGAUCUGCUGCUGCCUGCCGCUGGGAGUUGCUGCUCUAAUCUAUUCUAUCUCGGCUCGUGAGGCCAACAUUGUUGGUGACCGGAUAACAGCCGAGCGGAGCAGCAGGACAUCCCGUACGCUUAACCACGUGGCCCUAGGAAUCGGGAUCGGGGUCUUCAUCCUCAGCAUUGUCUACUUAGUGGUGAUGACAUCAAUGCUUAACAAAUAAAUCUGUUGGAACAUCUUUUUUUUAUUUGUUUUUGUUGUCCCAUGCCCCUAUAUCAGUUAAUCAGACCACAUGAACAACAUCACCAACCAUCAGGUAGAAAUUUAACUUGAAAACAAUUGUAACCCUAAAGUCACCUGAAGAUCCUUAACGUUAGACAGGAAGUGUUUUUCGACACUGGAUAACCAUUCACUACAAAGAAUCUGAAGUUGCUCUUUAUAUGUAAUACGUGAUCCCAUCAGCGUACUUUGAGGUUGUGAGUUUCUCAGUAAUGACGAGUCAUUUUGAUUUGUAAAAUAAUUUCCAACUUUGUAGCUUUAAAACCUGAGUCUGGGUUCAACACACUCAACACCACCUGCAGGGAUCAAGUGUUAUCCAAAGAGUUUUAUGUUUUGGCAAGUAGCAAAUAAUACAAUCCAGUUUAAAAUUUUCAGGGAAGUUCAGUUAUUCAUUUCUGCAACUGAAAGAGAUUGUACAAUGGUAGACAUUUUCCUGCCCUUUAAAAUAAAUGUGUAAAUAUGCACUAACAUCCCUUUACACUCUAAAAGUAUAACAAGAAAAAUACAAAGUAUAAAAAGUAACAAAUAUACCCCCUAAGGGAGACUUAGCUGAGUUUAGUUGAAGAAGGAGAAAUAGUCAGAGUGAGCCUGUUUGUCGUCAAAGUGUAUCUUAAUGCGAGUUGCACGCUUCAGCAAUCCUCUUUUCACUGCAGCUGAAUAUAAUCUGUCACUUUCUUUAAAGCCGCAGUCUGUUAUCUAUCACUGUUCCAUGUAAGAUCUGUGUUGACCAUAUCUGAAAACAACACGUUUUACUGCAUAUCAAAUUUCUAUAUAAAUAAACUUUAUUAAGUGGUAAACAACA